AUGGCCUCCACGCCCACUCUCCCAAUUCCGAUCUCAUACAUAUCUGGUAGAUACCUGCUGUUUUCAAUUGACGCAGUCACUUAUCUGAGACAUGAAUACAAUAUCUGCGGCGUUCUGAUUGGGACCUUGCCCCAAAUCCCUCAGCAGAAUGUGUUUCUGGGCUUACCGCUCGAAUUGAUGCCCGAGGAGGCACGGCUGUUAGUCGACCAGGGUGUAGCUUGCAUCGUAGACGAAGCUAAAGCGCACGGCGGCAUGCGGUCUCUCCUCGAGGAGGAUCGCCGCAAGUAUCUUCGCGAACUAGAAUCCCAGGGUCUCCAUGCCUCUCGCCUCUUUGCAGACCAUAAAGAUCGAAAGCGAGAAAAGGCUUUGCAAAAGAUAGCGGAAAAAAAGGCUAAAGCCAAAGCCAAGACAUCAGAAACCCCAGAACAAGAUUCUGCUGCUGUGGCUGCGUCGCUUACUCCGACGAAGAACGAACCUGCCUCGCUGGAGGAUUUCUUUGGGGAUCGGACAGUCGCAUCUUCAUCUACCAGAGCUUCCUCAAGCACAAUCUCAUCUCCCCAGCAAGCUAUGGGAGUCACACCUGCAACAUCCUAUCCGCCUCUACCAGACCCAACCUCGAUCUCAACUCAACUUCUUCCUCCACCUGAUGUGCCAUUAUCCUUUCCGCUCUUCGCUCAUCUACACUCGCGCGGAUACUUUCUAUCACCGGGACUUCGCUUUGGAUGCCAAUAUGUGGCCUAUCCGGGAGAUCCCCUUCGUUUCCACGCACACUUCCUUGUUGUGUCUGCCGAAUGGGAGGAGAAACUCGACCUGAUGGUCAUUAUCAACGGCGGUCGACUCGGCACCGGUGUUAAGAAAGGCUUUCUUCUUGGUGGGCCGCAGAAGACGAGAGAUGAUGUUGAAACUGAGUCUGAUCGUGCUGAAUCCGUCCGCACAUUCAGUAUUGAAUGGGCUGGAAUGUGA
Penicillium macrosclerotiorum is the source of this 963-nucleotide messenger RNA. RefSeq names its product tRNA splicing endonuclease subunit SEN34. Gene Ontology annotation, cellular component: tRNA-intron endonuclease complex. The transcript has a single exon. The record is from RefSeq and is a predicted model, not a curated record. Gene Ontology annotation, biological process: tRNA-type intron splice site recognition and cleavage; tRNA splicing, via endonucleolytic cleavage and ligation. The coding region runs from base 1 to 963 and encodes 320 amino acids. Gene Ontology annotation, molecular function: nucleic acid binding; tRNA-intron lyase activity. NCBI's taxonomy places the organism in Eukaryota, Fungi, Ascomycota, Eurotiomycetes, Eurotiales, Aspergillaceae.